GCGUAAAACCAGUGUUUUACGCCAGCCAAUCAGACCAUGCCACGUCAGAAAAAAAAAGCUCCCAGCUUAAAUCCCUCUCCAAACAACCAAAACCUCUCACGCCAGAAAACAGAAAAACCCCAAAGCUCUCACGCCAUUCCUCUAAUCGCCGGAGCAGAACGAAGAAAGAAAACCAGCUCUCACGCCAUUCCUCUGCUUCCUUCAUGCCUCCACCAUCGCCACUAAAUAGUACAGCUCGCUUAAACCCCAAAUCAGAACCAGAACAAGUUAGGCAAAAAUUUCUGGUUUCCUCUGCUUCCUCCCUCUUCCACCCUCUACUUCCUCUUGCCCAAAUCUCCACCACACCACACACCGAAGCAUACCGCCACACAAGUCACCGGAUUCGUUGCUAGAGCUUGUAAACAUGUCGGAGCCACCGUGAGCAUGGUGUUGCGAUGCAAAGGUUUGUUUGGUUACGGUGUGUUUGAUUUGAGGAAAAUCUUCUAUGUGUCCGGAAAAUUUGAAUGGUAUUGCAAAAACUUCAGUUGAAGGUUUAUUUGCUGCUGGAGAUGUACAGGAGUCUUCGAUGGCAAGGUUGAACCCGUUAGUCAUAGCAAAUGCAUUGUGCUCCACAAGUUUUGUACAGUCAUCUGUAGGACUCUUUGCCAACUGUGACAUAUCCUUCUACAUCAUCAUCUACUAUGCAUAUAUAUCCCAACCAGUCAUCAUUUAUGGAUCCAUUACAACAAUUCCAAGAAAGUUGAUGUACAAACAAGUUUUGUGUCCAAGAGAAUGGAUUGGGAAGCAAAUAUUUUUUGGUUAUAUAAUGUUUAAAUUGUGGUGGAUAGAAAUAGAACCAUCUUCUUUUUUGUAUUUACAACGUAGGGUCAUCUUUUUUGUAUAUUGAACUAUGACAGGUUUUAUUCUAGAUGAAUGUAUUCUCAAUUAGAAAUUUUCCAAAAGAAUUGUGACAAAUUUUAUAUCAAGAUGUAUGGUCAAUCAUAUGAUCUUUUAUGAAUUGAAU
Messenger RNA from Quercus lobata, 1003 nucleotides. RefSeq lists its product as uncharacterized. The transcript has 5 exons. Bases 485 to 886 code for a protein of 133 amino acids. NCBI's taxonomy places the organism in Eukaryota, Viridiplantae, Streptophyta, Magnoliopsida, Fagales, Fagaceae. The record is from RefSeq and is a predicted model, not a curated record.